UUGAGUGUGUGAGGCAUGGGCCUGGGUGUUUAUCCCCUCCCAUCCCCUGGGGCUCCUCCCUGGGGGGACCCUUAACAUCGUCAUUAAGACUUUCAACAUUUCCUGAGUGCUUCUGUUCAGUGUGGUUUCCAUGUAUUUACUCACAGACCCCAUGAUGUACGGGCUGGACUCAACAGUACAGAGGUUUCGCGCUCACAUCAUAGUCCAGGAAGCUUGGCAACUAAGAACCUUCAAGAAUAGAACCUGAAUUACCGUAAUGGCCAUCAUUAAAUCAGCGCUCACGGUGGACCAGGCCCUGGGCUAAAGCGCUUUAUAUGGACAAUCGCAUCGGAUCCUUAUGAGGUAUGCCACCGCCACGGGGUGACGUGACCGCCUUGUUCCUGGGGCCUCCGGGCUGUGGCAAGUCCGCGCUGAUUGCAGCGCUGUGCGACGGGAAUGUGGAGACGAUAGAGAUUCCCGAGGGACGGCCGGACUCCGGGAUCCCCAGCCUGCGAGCUGCCGGCCCUGGCCUUUUCCUGGGCGAGCUGAGCUGUCCACCCGCAGCGCCAGGGCCCUGGGCGGCGGAGGCCAAUGUGCUGGUAUUGGUGUUGCCCGGCCCCGACGGGAACGGGGAGCCCUUAGCCCCAGCGCUGGGAGAAGCAGCGCGGGCCGCCCUGGCCGGAGGGACCCCGUUGCUGGCUGUGCGGAACCUCCGUCCUGGAGAUUCGGAAAAUGAAGCUCAGGCCCGGGAUGAGACAGAGGCCCUGCUGAACAGCGCAGGGUUGGGGGCCGCGGCUCUCUUCGUGCUGCCGGCCGACUGCGGCAGCGGAGAUGGCUGCAAGGAAUUGGAGCGCCUGCGGGUGGCGCUGCGGAGCCAGGCGGAGGUGCUGCAAAGGCUCCUUCCACCCGCUCAGGAUGGCUUCGAGGUACUGGGUGCGGCAGAGCUGGAGGCUGUGCGUGAGGCCUUUGAGACCGGUGGCCUGGAGGCGGCGCUGUCGUGGGUUCGCGCUGGCCUGGAGCGCCUGGGCAGCGCGCAACUGGACCUGGCUGUGACCGGCAAGGCAGAUGCGAGCCUUGUGCUGAACAUGCUACUUGGGUUGGAUCCCACUGACCCAGAUGACGAGCCUGUUUUCACGCCCCCGGGGCCCACGCCCUACCCCGCCCCAGAGCGUCCCAACGUGGUGCUCUGGAACGUACCUCUGGGCUCCGCGGGCACUGCUGCCGCCCCCUAUCCGACCCACUACGACGCCCUCAUCCUCGUCACCCCGGGGGCCCCUACUGAGAAGGACUGGGCUGAGGUUCGGCCCUUCGUGCUGCCAGAUGCGCCGCUGGUCUGCGUGCGAACAGACGGUGAGGGCGAGGAUCCAGAGUACCCGGAGGAAGAGGAGAAGGCAGAGAAGCCCAGCUCCGAGAGCUCAGAGAACGCAGGCGGAGAGGGGUUGAAGAAUGCACGCAGUGAGGGAAGGGAGAGCCGUGGCACUGGAUUGCAGAAAGGUAGCGGGGAAGAGUCUGAGAAAGCAGGCAGCGGGGAAGGUUCAGAGAAGGCAGGCAGUGAGAGUUUGCCGCGUGUUGGCGGCGGCGCGAAGAAAUCGGGCAGUGGGGACUCAGAGCGUGCGGCCGCACUGAGCCCGGAGGAUGAGACAUGGGAGGUGCUGGAGGAGGCACCGCCGCCCGUGUUCCCCCUGCGGCCUGGCGGCCUCCCCGGGCUCUGCGAGUGGCUGCGGCGCGCGCUCCCCCCGGCCCAGGCGGGGGCGCUGCUGCUGGCGCUGCCACCUGCGUCUCCCCACGGGGCGCGGAUGAAGGCUGCGGCGCUGCGGGCCGGGGCGUGGCGGCCGGCUCUGCUGGCUAGCCUGGCGGCGGCGGCGGCCCCGGUACCAGGGCUAGGCUGGGCGUGCGACGUGGCGCUGCUGCGGGGCCAGCUGGCAGAGUGGCGGCGGGCGCUGGGGCUCGAACCCGCGGCGCUGGCUCGACGCGAGCGCGCGCUAGGCUUGGCCCCCGGGGAGCUGGCAGAGCGGACGCGCUUCCCGGGCCCCGUGACGCGCGCCGAGGUGGAGGCGAGGCUGGGCGCGUGGGCGGGCGAGGGCACUGCGGGGGGCGCGGCGCUGGGCGCCCUUUCCUUCCUGUGGCCGGCGGGCGGGGCGGCGGCCACCGGCGGCCUGGGUUACCGCGCCGCGCACGGUGUCCUGCUGCAGGCCCUCGACGAGAUGCAGGCCGAUGCCGAGGCGGUGCUGGCACCCCAUUGGCCCGCGCAGUGAGGGGAGGGAUGAGGGUCGGGGCUUCCGGGGUGCUCAGCGUCCGUGCUGCUUGGCUCCACCAGGGGCUGAGGACUCCCAGGUCCCGCUUGGGGGGGGGUUGGGGGUGGAGUUGGGAGUCCAGAAUCUGGCGUCGGAUGUCUGGGCCUCUGAGGUAACAGAGCUGGGGGCCACCACCCAGAAUCCUGGGUGCCUGAAGGCGAUGAGGGCUCUAGGACUACGGACUGGGAUGCGUGACUUGUAGUGUCCUGGAUCCCUAGGUCCUGAAGGGGAGUGGGGUCUGGGGGAGAGAACUGAUUUCCCUGGGGACCGCAGGGCAUGACUCCAGACUGUGUCCUGAAGGAAGUUGAGGGGUUGGACUCCUAGAAGGGGUUCUGUCCUGGUCUCCAGGGGAGUAGAAACUGGAUCUGUUGGUCCUCUAGCCCUGGGAGGGGGGAGAAUAGGUGAAAGCCCUGGUUCCUGAUGAAGAGGGUCUCCAUCAUCCUGGAGAUCCAGUAUGGAGGAAGGAGUCUGGGUACCCCAGGGAGCCGGAAUCCUUGGAACUGCUGAGACACAUGGGGAUAUAGGAUCCAGGCUUCCCAGAGGGAAUGGGUCUGCAUCCAGCCUCCCAGUUCCUCAAGAGGGUGGCUUUGAAUCUUCCCUGGACCUUGGUUUCUAAUUCCUGGGUGGUGGGAGGUCUCCAUCUACAGGAGGGAACAGGGGGCUGUGCAAAAGAGCUGGAGAGCCUUUGGUCCCCCUUGAGGAAUAGAGAGAUACCUAAUAUUUGCUGCUCCAGGGGACUGAUGACCCAGAUUCCUUUCCCAGCUGUUGUGGGGAGGAUGGUCCCACAAAAAUGAGGGGAGGAGGCGAGAGGUCUGGGCAUGGUAGCCAGAGACCAGAAAUGAGGCCUUCUAGGUGUGGAAGGGCAGGAACCCAUACCUCAGAGGUACCUCCCACAAAUCAUGGAUUUCGACCCUGGCAGUUGUCUCUCUCUGUCUGUGUGAGUUUGGGAAGGGAUAUGACUGCCCCUUUUCAUAGGUGCUGAGUGAUUCAGGGGCUCUUUGGUGAGUCUUUUCCUUUGUUCCUCUCUCCCUUAGUGGUUUCUAUCUCUUUUUGGUCUUGAUUUGUUCCGACAUUAAGCCUAACCCUUUCUGGCCUUGGUAUUUUAUACUCCUGCCUUUUUUGGAAAAGCAGCUGUCGUACUGCAGUGAUCCAGACAUUUCUGUGUUGGCGACCUCAGGUGUCACCAAGAGGUUCUGCCUUCUGGUGUACACACAGUGCUGCAGAGGGCAAGAGACCCACAGAAAAGCUAGGGAGCGUUCCAGACCGUGGGAGUGUGCCAUGAGUGAAGCAAAGCCAGAAACCACAGUGCCUGGAAUGUUCUAGGCUGCCAAUGAUAGGUAGAAAAGACGCCACAGGUCACAGAAUUCUUCAGUGUCAACAAACAGAAAGGGAACCGAAAGGCCAUUAAGUAGAGUGAAUCUCUUUUAUGAGAGAUGGGGAGAGCAAAGCCCAGUCAGGGCAGGCUCUAGGCCCAACAGCACACAGCAAGGUCCUACGUGGUCUGGCCCCUGCCUUUUCACAUUCCCUGCCCCCCCCAUCCCCCAACCAGCCUGAUCUUCCUUCUGAUGCCUGGGUGGGCCACCUUGGAUCCUACCCCAGGACCUUUGCAUUUGCUGUUCUUCGUAGAAUGCUCUGCCCCCAGAUCUUCCCAUGGCUGGUUCCUCCUUGUCAAGCAGGUCUCAGCUCACAUGUCCCCCCAGAGAGGCCUUCCCUGACCAGUGUAACUGAAGUAGCUCACACAUCCCCAUUAUUCAUCUCAGCCCGUCAGUGUUUCUCGUGUAGCAAUUAUUACUGUAAACAAUUACCUUAUUUAUUUACCUAUUUAAUAGCUAUGAUCCUCUUACCUGUCUUGUUCUCUGCUCCAUCCCCAGUACCUAGAAGAGUGCCUGACAACACAGUAGGUGCUUAGUAAAUACUGAAUUCAUUAUUCCAUGGCAGACUGGAACUUAGAUUGUCGGCCUCUUGCCACAAGACAGGGGAAAUGAGCGAGGCAGGGAGAAACAAGCAUCUGGUGGGAGAGAAGCUCCUGUCGGAGGUCAGGGGAUCUGGGAAGCAAGCAAGGCCUUGCCACUGGCACUCUGGGUGACUUGGACCAGUGCCUUAUUUUCCCAUCUGCGAAAGGAAAGGGCUGGACGAGAACCCUAAACACUUCCAAGAUCCUAUUUUCUUUAACAGUGGGAGACAGGGGUGACCCAUCUGAGGGGCAGAUACCUGCCAGAUGGUACCCCCGUGUCCAUCUUGAACCCCUACCACUGGCACAAUUUGUCCCCUCGGAGUUGAGAUGGCCGAGGUGGGGAAAAGCAUUUGGCUCCAUACAGAACGGCUUCAGGCAUUGUCCUCAAAGGCCUUUUGGGCUUCAGGGGAGGGUGUUUGCCCAUAUCUGUAAUAUCCAGUACAACACGUGGGGAAGUGGGAGAGGCGCCCAGCAGCGCUGUCCGACAAACGGAAUGUGAGCCGCAUCUGUAACUUGAAAUGUCCCAGCAGCCACAUUAAAAAAGGUAAAAGGAAA
Molecule: messenger RNA, 4782 nt
Organism: Callorhinus ursinus (northern fur seal)
Lineage: Eukaryota; Metazoa; Chordata; Mammalia; Carnivora; Otariidae
Gene: IRGQ
Product: immunity related GTPase Q
Molecular function (GO): GTP binding
Source: RefSeq, a predicted model, not a curated record